AUGUUGGCUGUCGGUGUGGUCUGGGCAGCCAGUGGGUUCAGUGAGUUUUUUGUAAGAAGUAUGUUGUCUGUCGAUGGGAUGGUGGGUGGUCUAGGCAGUCGGUGGAUUCAGUGGGUCGUAGUUGUCUUGAUGGAGUUACAGGUUGUCGUUGUUUUGGCUGGAGAUGUUACGUCUGCAUUUCAUGGCCCCAGAAGGUUUUUGUUUCGGCAUUCAUUGGGCCGACUUCAGAGCGAGGAGGCACAGUUUGUGAGAGCUGAGAAGAAUGUAAAAGAGUUGAAUCUUUCUGUUGACUUAAUGAAGAAUGAGAGCAGAAAAUUGCUUGAAAGGGCAGCUCUUGCUGAAAAAGAAAUGAAACGUGGCCAUGCUGAGCUCAUGGAUGCUGCAAGUCAGAUUAAAGGUCUUGCUAAAUUGGUUUACAAUGCAGACGCUGACGCUGCUGAUCUGAUGGACCUGCUACGUGAGAUUCCUGGUAGGGAGGCUUUGAAAUUAAGAGCAGAGGUUGCUUCCAUGGCAUCAUUUGUUCGACAACAAAAGAAAGAAAUGGAGAAACAGACUAUGAAGAUUUCAGAAUUAGGUAUUCCGGUGUGAUUGAUAUUGAAGAUACCAGUGUUAUUCAUAUUGUUAGGUUCCUUCCUCUGUUUAAUGUGGCCUUCUGUUAUCAAUUGACCUUUGCUUGGUGUAAUUAGAGUGGAUGCCUGUAAUUGAACUUUUGCUUUUGGUAUUUUUAGAAUCUGGUGGUCUCUCGGGCUCUCGUCAGCUUUAUUCGUAAG
Molecule: messenger RNA, 770 nt
Organism: Ilex paraguariensis (yerba mate)
Lineage: Eukaryota; Viridiplantae; Streptophyta; Magnoliopsida; Aquifoliales; Aquifoliaceae
Source: the annotation of a GenBank genome assembly